AUGAAAAAGAUUAAUGAUAAUAAGAGUUCUGGCGGAAGAGUUGAAUUAGAAGUGAAUGAUGUUAAUGAGAAAUUAGCCGAAAAAGCAGACAAAAAUGAGCUUUUAGCUCUGAGUGAUAAAGUCAAGAACCACGUUCAUUAUAUAACUUCAGACGAACAGAUUAUAACGGACUACCAUGGAUAUUUAACACGAAGUGAUGAAGUGAAGACGGAAGACCCCAAUGAAAGAAGAUAUAAAUACAUUCGUGCUAAAGGUUAUGACAUAAGCUGUACUGUACAGUAUGACACGGGUAAAGCACCAGAAGCAUUUAGUUAUAACGAUGAAAUUUAUGCCUCUACUUUCUCUGUUAAAGGUGUAUUAGUUGAACCAAGAUUUACUUUGAGAGUUAAGUCAAAAAUAACGUUUGAAGAUGCUAUUAAAAGUAAAGCUGACAAAGAUGAACUUGACGCAACCAACAAAGUUUUGAAAUCUCAUAAACACAAUAUCUCCGAUAUAAAUGAACUUCAAGCUACAUUAAAUAGUAAAGCUGACAAGAACCAUACACAUGAAUCCUUCACUACUGUUAGAGCAGACGACAUAAUAUUGAACUAUACCCUUGGUUCAAGUGCACCUUUAGAGAAUCCAAGUACAAGCGUAAAAGAUACACUAAACUCCUUAAAUAGUAAAUGUAUGAACAUUGAAGGUCAUGUCAGAAACUUUGAAACACAUGAACUACCAGCAAUGUUAGAUAAAAAAGCAGAUAAAGAACAUACACAUAACUCCUUCUCAACUGUUGCUAUAGAAAGUGUUGAAGGAACGGUUGGCGGAACUGGUGGGGAUGCAUUAUAUUAUAAACCUCCUAACUUUCCACAAGGUUUAACAUCGAAUGAAAACAUAACAACGAAGAAAGAAAUUAGCUGUAAAAAUGUUUAUGUCAUGGAUGAUGAAAAUAAUGUUAAAUUCACUGCUCAAGAUUUAUAUGAUAAGAAAGCAGACAAAACAGAGCUUCAAACAUUAAAGACUGAAAUACUUCAAACAUUAUAUCCUAUAGGCUCUAUUUAUACGUCGAUGAAUUCAACAAAUCCAGAAACAGUUUUAGGUUUUGGUACGUGGAAGCAGAUUGUAGAUAAAUUCUUAUACUGUGCUAGAUAUUCAAAGCAAACAGGAGGUUCGAAGAAAAUUAAAGAAGCAAACUUACCCCCACACACUCAUACAGGAACUACAAACUUUUCUGGCGACCAUAGCCACUCAUUAAGAGACCACCCAUUAUACAACUCAGACUAUGAAGCUGGCAAUGACGUUUUAUCUCCAUCUUAUAACAAUUCAGCAAAAAAGAUUUUUCGACAAACUGAACCGGGAGGAAAUCAUUCACACACUUUCACAACAAAUCCAACAGGCUCGGGUGCAGAUUAUAUGCCACCAUUUGUGACUAUAUUCGCAUGGUACCGCGUUCAAUGA
Messenger RNA from Trichomonas vaginalis G3, 1437 nucleotides. Its product is annotated as keratin-associated protein family. The coding region runs from base 1 to 1437 and encodes 478 amino acids. NCBI's taxonomy places the organism in Eukaryota, Parabasalia, Trichomonadida, Trichomonadidae. The record is from RefSeq and is a predicted model, not a curated record. The transcript has a single exon.